Messenger RNA from Cyanidioschyzon merolae strain 10D, 777 nucleotides. RefSeq lists its product as hypothetical. NCBI's taxonomy places the organism in Eukaryota, Rhodophyta, Bangiophyceae, Cyanidiales, Cyanidiaceae. The coding region runs from base 1 to 777 and encodes 258 amino acids. The transcript has a single exon. The record is from RefSeq and is a predicted model, not a curated record.
AUGGAUACCACCGCCAGCUACCACGUGUUGCUGGUGUUGCUCUCCGUUGAGACUUUUCUCUUCUUUGCAGUUAUUGCACAGACAGCAGUGCAGGAGCCGCUCGCACACGGGAAAAUCGCCCGCUUUUUUGGCCUUGCUUUUCUGUCAGAGUCGGUUGCGGGCCUCGCACUUGCAGUUACGCCACUGCUGCGCGGAAGCGUGUUCCUGCUGGACCUUUUUGCGCUGAUCGCUGUUGUGGCGAUAUGGGCGGGCGCCGCUGUUGCAAUCAUUGGUGCGGCACACGUUGUUUUUCCAGAGGAUGCGAGACGGGAAGUUCGGGUAGCUCUGGUCGUGCUGUUUGCGUUUGUGUUCGCGUUCGGAACCGCGCGUCUCUAUGUCGCAGUAAGUGCCGCGACACCGGCUUUGCCCCUCUGGUCCACAGACUCGCUGCGGGUGUCUGUUGCGGUUAGCCAGGGCGCUAUGGCCAGCGUGGGUGCUGCUUGUGUCCUGCGAGCGCUGGCUCGACCGAAAAUACGGGGCCGGAACGGGGCUUCAGUUUUGCUCCUGGGAACCUUGGUUUGCCUUGUAGGUUCAGUGAUUUGGACAUGGCUGUUAGGCAAAUGCGAGUUGUCGCAGACGUUGGACAAGGAAGAUGUACGGUGUCCGCUUCCACCGGUGUUCGAUCACAACGCUCUUUACUGUCUGUUUCUUAUUGCAGGCAAUAUUCUGAGUGCAGAAGGCGUCCUGCGUCUUAUGGCUGUCGGGGACGGCGCGUUGAACUAUGCAGAGAUUCCCUGA